CGAAAGGAACUAUUUGUGACGUUAAAAGAAGCUAGAAUUUUCAUUUUAGGACAGAAAGAAUGGCAAGCACUGGUCAGGUCAUCCGUUGCAAAGCUGCUGUGGCAUGGGAAGCUGGAAAGCCACUGGUGAUCGAGGAAGUGGAGGUGGCUCCACCUCAAGCCAUGGAGGUUCGUUUGAAGAUCCUCUUCACUUCCCUCUGCCAUACUGAUGUAUACUUCUGGGAAGCCAAGGGGCAAACCCCAUUAUUUCCUCGCAUUUUUGGUCAUGAAGCUGGAGGGAUUGUUGAGAGUGUUGGUGAAGGUGUGACAGACCUCGAGCCUGGUGACCACGUGCUUCCUGUAUUCACAGGAGAGUGUAAGGAAUGCCGACAUUGCAAAUCAGAAGAGAGUAAUAUGUGUGAUCUUCUUCGGAUUAACACUGAUAGAGGUGUGAUGCUGAGUGAUGGCAAGUCUAGAUUUUCAAUUAGAGGGCAGCCCAUCUACCAUUUUGUUGGUACAUCAACCUUUAGUGAGUACACUGUGAUUCAUGUUGGCUGUCUGGCCAAGAUCAAUCCUGCUGCUCCACUGGACAAAGUUUGUCUCCUCAGCUGUGGAAUCUCUACAGGUCUUGGAGCCACCUUGAAUGUUGCAAAGCCAAAGCCAGGCUCCUCCGUGGCCAUUUUUGGACUGGGAGCUGUUGGCCUUGCAGCUGCUGAAGGUGCUCGGAUUUCCGGUGCUUCAAGGAUUAUUGGUGUUGAUUUGCAUUCCAGUAGAUUCAAUGAAGCCAAGAAAUUUGGCGUGACGGAGUUUGUGAGCCCAAAUGAUCAUGACAAGCCUGUUCAUGAGGUGAUAGCGGAGAUGACUGAUGGAGGAGUGGAUAGAAGUGUUGAGUGUACAGGAAGUAUCAGUGCCAUGAUUUCUGCAUUCGAAUGCGUCCAUGAUGGUUGGGGUGUUGCUGUGCUAGUCGGCGUGCCAAGCAAAGACGAUUCUUUCAAAACCAAUCCAAUGAAUUUCUUGAGUGAGAGGACUCUCAAGGGUACUUUCUUCGGAAAUUACAAGCCGCGCUCUGACCUUCCUUCAGUUGUAGAGAAGUACAUGAACAAGGAGCUUGAGCUAGAGAAAUUUAUAUCCCAUGAAGUCCCUUUCUCUGAAAUCAACAAGGCUUUCGAGUAUAUGCUCGCUAAAGCUAGCCUCAGGUGUAUUAUCCGGAUGGGUGCAUAAAAGAAGAAUCAUCUUUGUUGAUUUUCAGGUGUAUUGCCUGAGCUAGCCUCAGGCGUAUUAUGUUCCGAUAGUGAUCAGUUACAUGAAACAAUAAAAUCCAUGCUUUAGAUUGAUAAUUAAGUAAGCUGUUACCACUACACUUUCUCAUGAGAAUAAAUAAGAUUUUGACGUGUUUU
Molecule: messenger RNA, 1375 nt
Organism: Populus nigra (black poplar)
Lineage: Eukaryota; Viridiplantae; Streptophyta; Magnoliopsida; Malpighiales; Salicaceae
Product: alcohol dehydrogenase-like
Exons: 10
Coding region: 60-1199 (379 amino acids)
Biological process (GO): formaldehyde catabolic process
Cellular component (GO): cytosol
Molecular function (GO): zinc ion binding; S-(hydroxymethyl)glutathione dehydrogenase [NAD(P)+] activity
Source: RefSeq, a predicted model, not a curated record